CAGGACUCCAAGAUGGCGUCAGUUGUACCCUUGAAGGAGAAGAAGCUCUUGGAUGUGAAACUAGGAGAGCUGCCCAGCUGGAUACUGACGCGGGAUUUCACCCCUAAGAGCAUUGCUGGCGCAUUUCAAAGAGGUUACUACCGGUAUUACAACAAGUAUGUCAAUGUGAAGAAAGGGGGCGUCGCUGGGAUUUCUAUGGUGCUGGCAGCUUAUGUGGUCUUCAACUACUUUCGUUGUUUUAAGGAACUCAAACAGAGCGGCUCCCGCAAGUACCACUGCAGAGGGCCCAGUGUGGAGGCACACGCGCGGCAUUCCUGACCGUGACCUUUGCUUGGCACCCUUGAAUCCUUUCAUAUCCUAAUUCAGAAUUAACGUCCAA
This is a messenger RNA of Mustela erminea (ermine), 379 nucleotides long. RefSeq names its product ATP synthase subunit f, mitochondrial-like. Lineage: Eukaryota; Metazoa; Chordata; Mammalia; Carnivora; Mustelidae. Gene Ontology annotation, biological process: proton motive force-driven mitochondrial ATP synthesis. The coding region runs from base 13 to 318 and encodes 101 amino acids. Gene Ontology annotation, molecular function: proton-transporting ATP synthase activity, rotational mechanism. The record is from RefSeq and is a predicted model, not a curated record. The transcript has a single exon.